AUGCUAAUGAACGAGCACUUCGGACCAAACAUCCGAGCACAAGAUUCAUAUGACGGACCGAAUGGAUGCCCACGGCGGAGGGGUCGACAGACUUACACAAGAUUCCAAACGCUAGAACUUGAAAAGGAAUUCCAUUUCAACCAUUAUUUGACGCGUAGACGCAGGAUAGAGAUCGCACACGCGCUCUGCCUCACAGAGAGGCAAAUAAAAAUAUGGUUUCAGAAUCGACGAAUGAAACUAAAGAAAGAAUUGAGAGCGGUGAAAGAAAUAAACGAGCAGGCUCGCAGAGAACGAGAGGAGCAGGAUAGGAUGAAACAGCAACAGCAAGAGAAACAGGCGAAGUUGGAGAGUCAGCACCACGGUCACCACGUGACACACCAUCACGAUCCCAUGAAAAUGCCCAUCGACAAGGGCGGAGAUAUCCUCAAAGUGAAUAAGGUACCGACGUAA
Messenger RNA from Pieris macdunnoughi, 450 nucleotides. The record is from the annotation of a GenBank genome assembly. Lineage: Eukaryota; Metazoa; Arthropoda; Insecta; Lepidoptera; Pieridae.